This is a messenger RNA of Puccinia triticina, 1257 nucleotides long. RefSeq lists its product as uncharacterized. The record is from RefSeq and is a predicted model, not a curated record. The transcript has 10 exons. Bases 1 to 1257 code for a protein of 418 amino acids. Lineage: Eukaryota; Fungi; Basidiomycota; Pucciniomycetes; Pucciniales; Pucciniaceae.
AUGAAUGCAAUCAAUUUUCUCCUCGUCGUAAUGACAAUCUGCAGCGGCCUUUCUUGGGCCAAUGCACAAUCACAGCUCGAAUCAGAAGAUCAGGCCCCGGAGCCUAAUGUGUUCGAUUAUUCCGGGAACGCGACAUCAUAUCAAGUGAGAAAUGAUGCACUUCGGGUGGUCGAACAGUUCGCAAACGCCCUUGGCAACUACUCAACUUCAAAUUCACUUGGAGACAGUUCCAAGACGGUAACCCUAUUCAAGGGUGUGGUGCAUGGAGCCAUGUCAUAUCAGCUAUACCGAAACGUUGGAAACUCAACUCAAUUGACCGCAAGUAAACUGCAAUCCAUGUCGACAGCUAUCAAUGAUACCUUGAAUAGUAUCAACGACGUUACAGAUCAACUAUUAUCCUCUUCCAACGGCGCUCUGAAGUUCAUUGACCUAAGAAAUUGCCUAUCCAACCUGAUUCAACAAGGCGGUCUCAAAGACGGGGAGAGUUGCGUCAUUCAAGGGCUUUCUAUCACAGGCGUUUCCGAGAUCUUGACAAGUGUCUUGCAAAACUUUGGCGAUGGGAUUCUACCUCCCAACAUAUUAGAAUUGACCACUGAAGCACUUAAUCCUGUGUUCACAUCGUUGAUCCCAGGAGAAGACAAGUUCUUCUCAGCUAUCGAAGGUGCGAUUGCGAGUGUCCAACGUGCAAUUGCCGGUGCAUUGGUCCAGGCUCUUGACGAUGCCUUCAGAUGUUUCAAAUCGACUCUAUUUUCCCCCAUGUCAUACGAGGAAAGACUAACCAUUACCAACCAGUUCGUUGGUUACGUGACGCCGAAUGUUUUGGAAAGCAUUCACAGUAUCUCGGAUGCAUACCUGAAUAAAGGAGUUCACGCCAAACCAGAAGAGAAAUUUUUCCGGAAUGCAAUCUCGAAUACAGUCGAAUCAAUAGUUGCUUCAAAUUCGGGAAAUGAGGUAAUCUACGCUUAUAAAAUCGCCGAUUGUUUGGAUACAGUUGUUGGAGUCACGGAUCCAGACACUGCAGCAAAUAAAGCAGCCACUGCUCGUUGCCUGGAAAAGCCUGAUGGCCCUCCGGCUGCACUUCGACAAAUCGUAUAUGGUUACAUUCAACAGAUUUAUGGAGUCCUGCCGGUGGAAAUUGCCCAAGAAAUGGAGGAGAUUGACGUCAUGAAUCUUGAUCGGUCUUCUCCCAAUUUCAACCAGAAGUUGGCGGGAUCCUGGCACCAUCUUCAAACAACACUCAACUUGUCUGCUUGCUAG